Molecule: messenger RNA, 675 nt
Organism: Soboliphyme baturini
Lineage: Eukaryota; Metazoa; Nematoda; Enoplea; Dioctophymatida; Soboliphymatidae
Source: the annotation of a GenBank genome assembly
AGGAACCCAUUUACUUACAGAAAUAUGAAGAAUCUGAACAAGAUGAAUGAACUUGAGCUGAAGAUCGGCGUCGCUGGCGACGUGAACCGCUCCUGGCAUCAGAAGUACAAGAACUCGGCUUGGGUGUUCAUCGGCGGUCUGCCAUACGAACUUAGCGAAGGCGAUGUGAUCAGCGCUUUUUCACAGUAUGGUGAAGUGGUCAAUAUCAACUUGAUUCGUGAUCGAAAGACCGGCAAGUCGAAAGGGUUCUGUUUCCUGUGUUACGAAGAUCAACGCAGUACGAUUUUGGCAGUGGAUAACUUUAAUGGCAUUAAGUUGGUAAACAGGACAAUACGAGUGGACCAUGUUGAAGAAUACAAAGUUCCGAAAGUACAUGGGGACGAAGAUCCUGUAAAAUUGAAAUUGCUUCUGGAAGGCUGCGCUCCUGAAAAGCCUCCGCCCCCUCGUAAUGCAUUUUCAACCAAGAUGAAGAGGAUGAAGAGAAUCGGUUUGAACAAACUUAGCAAGCCUUACAGUCGAUCGUACUUCCUGCUGUGUUUACGAAAUUCAUUAAGGACACCUGACCUGCUCCGCCCGACAACUUUCAGAAUUGAUCGAAAUUUGCGUAUGAUCACUUUUAGGAAAGUGGAAUUAGUGGGUGAGUCAUAUGUAAUUAGAAGUAUGCAGUGUGCAUGA